AAUUUUUGUCAAUCAUCCGCUUCAACCAAUAGUGGCGUGUGUUACUUUGAUGUCGUUCUGUAAGUAAUGCGCAUGCGUGAACACCAACAGCGUUUUGUAGCAAAACGAGAGCUCACGCGUGAAAGGCCAUGGAUCCCCAGAAAGACAUUCAGCCUCCCAAACAACAGCCAAUGAUCUACAUUUGUGGAGAGUGUCACACAGAAAAUGAGAUCAAAGCUAGAGACCCCAUCAGAUGCAGAGAAUGUGGUUACAGGAUCAUGUACAAGAAAAGGACCAAAAGAUUGGUCGUAUUUGAUGCCCGAUGAGAUGCAUCCUGCUGUUUUUCCUAAUAUAAUUAGCUUUUUUAAUGUUGGAUUGUGUAAAUACAUGUAUACAAUUUGAAUAGGCAGUAAUCAAAAUUGAGUAAAAAACAAUUUACCAAAACAAAAAA
Molecule: messenger RNA, 430 nt
Organism: Ctenopharyngodon idella (grass carp)
Lineage: Eukaryota; Metazoa; Chordata; Actinopteri; Cypriniformes; Xenocyprididae
Gene: polr2k
Product: RNA polymerase II, I and III subunit K
Exons: 4
Coding region: 129-305 (58 amino acids)
Biological process (GO): DNA-templated transcription
Cellular component (GO): RNA polymerase II, core complex; RNA polymerase III complex; RNA polymerase I complex
Molecular function (GO): zinc ion binding; DNA binding; DNA-directed RNA polymerase activity
Source: RefSeq, a predicted model, not a curated record